Molecule: messenger RNA, 1351 nt
Organism: Nematolebias whitei (Rio pearlfish)
Lineage: Eukaryota; Metazoa; Chordata; Actinopteri; Cyprinodontiformes; Rivulidae
Gene: elp5
Product: elongator acetyltransferase complex subunit 5
Exons: 8
Coding region: 227-1117 (296 amino acids)
Biological process (GO): tRNA wobble uridine modification
Cellular component (GO): cytosol; nucleus; elongator holoenzyme complex
Molecular function (GO): tRNA binding
Source: RefSeq, a predicted model, not a curated record
GGAAUGUUUUCCGAAUGUGGAAAAAUACAAACAUGAUACUUCACAAAGCUUGCUGGACUUGGCACAAAUGUUACUUUUUUAUUUGUGAAAUUCACCUUUGAGCAACUUUACACGCUUUUCUUUGCCUUUAAACUAAAUUAAAAAAAAAAUCUUCCCCGUGCUUAAUGUCGUUUGAAUAGGUGGUAAUUCAAGAAGUAUGCUAACUAGCUAACGCUAUCUGUGAAGCAUGUUGUCUGAACUACUGCAGGGCAUUGAGACUGGAGGCUUUCUUGUAAUACAAGAUUCGUGUAGUUACUCUGGAAGGCAUCUUCUGAAGAGCUUCAUCAAUGCUGCCUUGAACAGGACAGAAGUUGUUCACGUCCUUGCCUUUGAUGUGAGUGAAGAAGAGUUGAAAGAUGGAUUGAAAACCUCAGAUGCUCAAAGGCUACACAUUCACAAUGCUUACUCAGAUCCCCUUGGGUGGACCGAGCAGCAGGCGUUCACUGUUCACCAGUUCAAUUUCAAGGAUCUUACAGAUCUGGUCAAACAAACGCCACACACCAAACCAGUGACGCUAAUCAUCGACUCUCUGUCGUGGAUACUGAGGCACGUGACUCCACCUGCUGUCUGCAAAACACUCCACCAGCUCAGAAAAGGGGGGGCUGUGAGGGCUGUUAUUGUGCUGCUGCAUGCAGAUAUGCACCAGAAGGGCACUGUGGGAAGUGUCUGCCACCUGGCUACUUCACUCAUCGCUGUGGCACCUGGAGGCAAACGAGAUGAAGCCAUGGCAAAAAUAACAAAACGCUCAAAAUCUGGAAAAGUUCUGCAAGACGAGGAGAUGUUCAGCGUGAACGAGGAUUUUACGGUCACCGUUCACAGCAAGCGCAGUAUCCCUGAGCAGAGUUUGAACGACGGCGAGGACGAGCAGGUGGACCCGACAGCUGACCUGACCUUCAAUCUGCGAUUGUCCGACUCUGAGCUGGAGGCCAAGAAGAAACUAACACUCCCGUUUGUUUUUAGCAAAGAGAAGAAAACAGCUCUGCUCUGCCCAGGGCCGGGUUCAGGGCGGAUUGUUUACGAGCCGGAUGCCAACGAUGACUAUGACCAGGAGGAUCCUGAUGAUGACCUUGAUGUUUAGUGUUCCACGUUCUAAAAGCCGAAGAUCUACUGGAUGUUCUCUGUCCUGCUCAGCACGUCAUUUACAGUCCAGGAUCUUUCUUUUGUGCCAUCUUAAAGAGCUUUCAAAGUGUAAAAAAAAAGUCCUGUAUUUAAUAAAAAUCACCUCAGUUUUACAGAAAUGCUUUUUUUUUUUACCCUCAGAUCUUUUGGUUUUAAUUGUUCAGCUUUUCGUACAAUAAAUUGGUAAUUCAAA